This is a messenger RNA of Scomber scombrus (Atlantic mackerel), 5775 nucleotides long. It is a transcript of the gene cers1, whose product is annotated as ceramide synthase 1. NCBI's taxonomy places the organism in Eukaryota, Metazoa, Chordata, Actinopteri, Scombriformes, Scombridae. The record is from RefSeq and is a predicted model, not a curated record. Gene Ontology annotation, molecular function: sphingosine N-acyltransferase activity. Gene Ontology annotation, cellular component: membrane. Gene Ontology annotation, biological process: ceramide biosynthetic process. The transcript has 7 exons. Bases 941 to 2065 code for a protein of 374 amino acids.
CAGCUUUUUUUUUCUUUUCGUCGCCUCCGUUUCUCAUAAACCUACUCUGUCUUCUUUUCGUCGUACCAGUUGAUCCUCAUUGAAAGAGGAGCAGAGGAGGACACGUUGACCAGCGCAGAGGAGGACACGAAGAGACGUCCAAAAGGGAGGCGGCAGUUUCCUUUUUUUCUCUCUCUCUCUCGCUCUCUCUCUCUUAUACACACAGGAUAAUUUUCUCCUUAUUUAUCCUUUCAUUGUCGGUGGAGUAUCUUGUAUUCGUAUGAGACUUGCCGGUUUGUGUGUCGUAGUGUGUCGCCGUAGCAGGAAAAGAGCCCUUAUAUAAGGCGAGUAACGGAGAGAUGAGCCUGGCGGAGAGGCGACAGAGACACCUCAUAGAAUAACAUUCAAUUUUUUGAUGUGUGUGUGCGUUUUCCGUCAACGUUUUUGAUUAAUUUAUUCAAGUACCAUAGCUAGCUGGGAAGCUUGUGCCAAUGCUGGCCCAUUCACUAUUGUGUGCGUUUGAUUUCCCUUAGCUAGGCGGCUAAUGAUGAGCCCGUGUGCGUAGCGGAAUGAGGAUCCGAAGAAGCCUCCAGGCAGACGCAGAUGGCUCCGAUUAGCGGUCAAAACCCCAUUAAAUAAUUUGGUUGUUUGAAUAAUAAAUACAGGCAAGUAGCCAGUGUGUGUAUGUGUGGCCAGACCUGGUGGGCCCAGCUAUAAUUCAUAAAACUAUCCUGAAUGCGAAGAAUGGGCCCAUGCCAUAAUUUGGAAAACAAAGAAUUAGGCUAUUGAGGAGGGUAAGCUGGCUAGAUAAAGAUUGAUUUUGCGGGUUUUUUUGGUGAGCUAGCAAGCUUAUUGACGGAUUUGUCACACCGUCUGGACUGUGCAGCUUCCCUGGGAUCUCUGAGUCCCUCAAUCGGAGUGAUUUCCCCCCCGUUUUCAUCUCUUUUUGCGCCGCACUACGAUGGGCGGUCACACGGGGGGCACCGGGCCGGUGGAAGUGGAGCCCAUGCCGGGAUACUUGGACCUCAUCAACAGAGCCUCCACCGUCAUGCUGGGUGCAUGGAGAGACUGUAGCAAUUGCGGUCUGGGGCUCACCAAACGGACUCUCCUGGAUAACGCGUACAUUACCUGGGUGGAAAUAUCCCUGUUCUUCUUUUGCGCCUUUUUGUGGACGCAGAUCAGGCGGGGAUUGACAGAAAGUCUGUUCAAGCCUCUUGCACGGUGGUGCAGGCUGCUGCCCAAAGAUGCUGCCAAGAUGCCGGAGAGUGCGUGGAAGCUGGUCUUCUACACCAUGUCGUGGUGCUACAGCACCUACUUGCUCUUCUUCACCUCCUACCCCUUUUUCCAUGACCCGCCCUCUGUCUUCUACAACUGGAAAAGCGGUAUGUCAGUGCCUCUAGACAUCGCCAUAGCCUACCUGAUUCAGGGCAGCUUCUACGGCCACGCCAUCUAUGCUACAGUCUACAUGGACGCAUGGAGGAAGGACUCUUCUGUCAUGGUGGUGCACCACAUCAUCACACUGGCACUCAUCUGCUUCUCUUAUGCUUUCAGAUACCACAACGUAGGCAUUCUGGUGCUGUUCCUCCACGACAUCAAUGAUAUCCAGCUGGAGUUCACCAAGCUCAACGUCUACCUGAAGUCCAGAGGAGGAGGCUACUACCUGCUCAACGAUUUACUGUCCAACAUGGGCUCUGUCAGCUUCAGCAUCACUUGGUUCUGGUUCCGUCUCUACUGGUUUCCUCUAAAAGUGCUGUAUGCCACAUGUGUGUCCAGCCUUCAAUCUGUUCCCAACAUCCCUUUCUACUUCUUCUUCAACGCUCUUCUCCUCGCCCUGCUGCUCAUGAACAUCUACUGGUUCUUGUUCAUCGUGGUGUUCGUAGUGAAGGUGCUCAAGUUGAAGGAGGUGAACGACGUCAGGGAGUAUGAGGACGAGGACAGCAAAAAGGCACUAGCGGGCAACAAGGCAGCAGCGGGCCUGCUCAGAAAGCUUAAGGUGGAGAACAACAGCGAUGAUGAUGCUGGACAUCACAUCUCUGCCCAGGGGAAGCACGUGCAGAAUGGAAUCUCCAAGGAGAAGCAUCUAUAACAGGCUCUCUGUCGCCACCACCUGGCACAAGGCUACGAGUACAAGCAAGACGAGACGCCCUCCUUGGAUAGGUCACGCUAAAAAAAAAGAAAAAAAAAGAAAGAAAGAAAAAGCGUGGCUCAAAGGAAGAGCGUCACAAAAAAGAAAAAGGAAGGAAAAAACCUAGUUAGGUUGCAACAAGUUUUUGUUCUUUUCAUUUGUUUUAGGCCAUGUCAUUUCAUCACUGUCAUUUUGUUUUUAUUAGAGCACUGUGAAUGUUAUUUCAGGUGACUUUUUGUCUUAUUGUUGCUAACUUUGCAUUUGAUACAUUCAGUAGAGACAAACCAGUUUCAGUGAGAGGUGGGCUGUAGUUGUCAUGUACAGUAGUAUAGGGUGUCAUAAUUAUCACCAUCGUCACCCUUAACAGCGCCCAGACAAGACGAGGAUUAGGCCUGUAGUGACUCUGUAGACAUCUAGACCUGCAGUGACUUGAUAAUCAGGCAAUACGCCAUCAGUGAACUAUGUCCAAGUGUUUCCUAAAGUCCCUGUCUGGAAUCUUUUUUCUUUGCUUUCCUUCUCUCCGCCUCCUCCUCGAAAUCCGUCCCUCAUCUUCGUUUCCAGGCGUGAGGAGAAAAGGCUGAAAACACAAUUCAGACCGGGGGAAAAAAACACUGCGUCGUACCGAGUGUCGCUCUCAUAGCUGCAGCGAUGCAGGAGAGCCCGGUUCGUCCGGUGCUGUUUUCACCACAUGUAUUGAUUUUCAUAUCAUUGCACAACUCCAGUGGUGGCGACCGCACAGCUCCGGCCCCCCCUGCGUCCAUUAGUUUGAUUUUAAAAAGCCACAUCGGUGUGUGUAUGUGUAGGUAUGUGUGAGAGUACGCAUGUAGCCGAGUCUUUUAAACUCAAAAAUCACAACAUUUCACCUCUCGGUUUGAUUUACCAUAUUGUCGCUGAUGAUCAACAGAUAUUCACUUUGCAUUCCUGAAUGGAAAAAAGCUUUUUUUUUCGUCUUUUUUUUUUCUUCUUUUCCUCUAUGUGUGUGUGUGUGUGUGUGUGUGUGUGUGUGUGUGUGCGUUUGUUGCAAAGCAUCUGUUGCUGCACUGACAUGAAGGCAUACAAGCUGAUUGCUGGUUUAAUGACAGCAAAUAGCUGGAAUUGAUUGACUGGGUUUCAGUAUCAUCCUCAUGAUUUCAUUUGUUUAAACAAUAUGACGUUUGAAUAACAUUUAUAACCGGUUCACAGGUGGUGACGGCUAGAAAAUUAGAAACAAUAGCCCAGAACUUGUGUAAAGAUUAAAAAUCAGUAUGAUAAAAAAACAUUAUGUAUGCUCACAUUACGGUAUCCAGGAAUGCAUGACAUCGGAAUGAUUCUGGAAAUAUGCUAUGAAAUUGUCUUACAAACAAAACGAUGAAGAAAAAAAAUCCUCUAGAUAUGUAAUCAUCGUCUUUAUUAAUGUCUACAAAUUUUUUUUAAAACAGCGGUGACCACUGAACACACAUAAUGAACACACACAAACCAGUGUGCGAUUCAAAUGUCUCACACACAUUGUUUUAGAGAUGAGAAGGAACAAGUUCAGGAAGGAUUUAAAUUUGAAUGUUUACCUGCUUCAUUGGUGUGUUCGUGGAAACAGCUGUGGCACCAUUUUUGUUUAAAAAAAAAAAAGAAAUAUAAGGGAUACUUUCACUCUUCUCACCUUCUCGAUCAACUUCGAGCUUUUGUUUGGAUGAACAGCUGCUUGUGUUGCCGGAGCAGGCCGCAGAUGUCGUCUGUCCGUUUUAGUUUAUCUGUGCGUCUUCCACAAUCCCCAACACCACUGCGUCAGCACUUGGGGAGUUAAAACUAACUUUUAAUUUUAGUUUUAGGUUUGUUUUUGUUUUUUUAAUUGCUGCUGUUUUCUUUUCUCUGAGAACACUGUUUAUAUACCCGUUGUUUUGGGGGUUUUUUCUGCUAUGUAUGAGUCGGUGAUAGUCUGCUUGGAACAGAUAUCCAGGGACCAGGGAGAGUCGUACAUUACAAACAUCUGGAUUCAGUCUUAGAUCUCUUCCUUUUAAUCUGAAUGCUGGCUCACGCUCUUUUUUUAAAUUUAUUUUUUAUUGUAGUCAUCAACCAUCUGUACUGUAAGUAACAAGGAUUAUCAGACAUGUUACUGUGUGUAAUUUAUCAAACAUUCAGAGUCCCCCGGUUUUAAUAGCAUGGUUUUCUGGCAGGAAGUGAUCUCUCAAUAUCCUGCCUGCUCAACUGUGAGACUACAUUAUCCAUAAUUUCCUGAUGUUUUUUUUCUUUUUUGUUGUAUGCAUCAACUGUACGGCAGUGGUUAUAUGGUGACACAAGUAAAAUCCAGAUUGCAGUAAACCCACAAAGACCUGUGAUCUGAAUCAGGUGCGACUCACCCUUCAAGUCUGGUACGGAUAUCCCACUGUGUCAGACUACAAACAGCGCUGUGACGUGUGAACAAGUAACUACUGCUAGGGGUGGGCGAUAUGACAAUAUGUAUACUGUCAGAUGAUAUACUUAUUUAGCCAUAUUUAUUUAUAUUGUCAUAUGAAUAUCAUUAAACAUCUCUGAGUGUGUUUAGACGCCGUGCUGUAUGCUGGAAACCAAUGAGCUGGAUUUUUUGCAUCUAUGGUACUCUGAUUUUUCCAGACGUGAUAUAUAUUCCAAUAACAAUUGAAUUUCUAUGUGAAAGUAAAGGUUGGAUUCUCACACACUGUCAACACUGAAUUUAUUAGCCUGAUAUGUAUCUAAACUCAGUGAACAGUUUAAGGGAAUUCAAACUUUUACCUUCACAUGAUUUCAUUUUACUACACAUGUCUGUGUGGUGUCCACUAGAUAACACUUAAUUCAGUUGAUUUUCAAGUAUAUUAAUGUUGUAAUAUUCUCAUACAUAUCGCCCACCUCUAAUACUACCCAGAAUUGACAAAACUAUGUGAAAUUGUAAUUUAUUUAUUUUUUUGUCUUUCUGUGGCAAUUUGGCUGUUUCUUAUUUCAUUUAAGCAUUUGAACAUUUGGCUCACACACUUCAUCUUGGUUUAAAGUUUUUAUGUGAAGUUCGGUUCAGUCAGACAACUUACUUGGAACAUGUUAUGUGAAUGCAGAGCUGAUUUUUAACCUAUUGGCAGUUUUCAGUUUGAUCUCUGCAUACACCAAGAUCAGGAAAGAAAAGAUUGGGGAUUGAGGAUUUCAAAAAAAAAAGAAGCAAUGUUUGCAAAUUGAUCAGUAAAACAUGCACUGCUGACAGGACCACCAUAUUGCAGAGGUUGCAGUGAGUAGAGUUUGAUAUAUUUGAGGUCUAGUUUCCAAUCUUAUCACUCCCUGCUUGCAUACACAAAAGCUCAGCAGAGAAAUGUAGGGAGUGAUGAUAAAAUAUGAAGCAAUGUUUGCAAACUCGUUAAUCAAUCAGCUUUAUUGACUGGACCACAUUGUUGCAGAGGAUGAAUUGCUUUGCUCCAAGUUUUGACAUGUGAGCUGUCUGUCUAAACCGCCUCGCAGGCCUCACUCCAUCAUGACACCAGUUAUUUACACAAAUGCUUUGAUUGUGCCAAAAUGUCCACCCCAAAAUUAUGAGGCAAGUGUUUGUGGGAGCUGCUGACGAGUGAAGAUGAGAGCUUAGUAGAAGCUGGUAGAGAACAACAGGCUGAAAGCACUGCAGGUAUUUCUUAAAAGUUGCACUGUAAUUUAUUAGUAUUAUUUUUAUUGUUCAUUCGUAGAUCAAAAUUAGAAAAGGGAAGGGA